Molecule: messenger RNA, 3779 nt
Organism: Hyposmocoma kahamanoa
Lineage: Eukaryota; Metazoa; Arthropoda; Insecta; Lepidoptera; Cosmopterigidae
Product: nose resistant to fluoxetine protein 6-like
Exons: 13
Coding region: 1-2295 (764 amino acids)
Molecular function (GO): acyltransferase activity, transferring groups other than amino-acyl groups
Source: RefSeq, a predicted model, not a curated record
AUGAAGAACAUUUUCCUCAUUGGAGUAACUUUAAUCUCAGUAAUUGCCAAUAUCCAAAGCCUUGCUUCAAAAAACUUUGAAGAAACUUCCAAAUUUGAUAUCAGUCGCAAUGCCCAAAAAACAAGUGACAAUCAAAAUUUUACCUUUAAGGAAACAAGUGAAAUUAAAAAAAAAAUAGAAAUUAAUAUCCAUAAAAAUAAUAGUGAAAACAAUGUAAAUCCAAUUUAUUUGGAAGAUGUUGUGUACGCUUUAAAGAAUCAGAAUUGGACUGAGGACGAAAUACCGUGUUUGAAUCAUACGCUACGUCUGUUGGGGAGUUUGAAAAACUUCACUCUUUGGGCGGUUUGGGACUGGGAUUCAGUGUCGUCUCAACCACAAGGUCUUCUCUAUGGAAAUCGUUAUCAGCUAGGUAACUUCGAUCAAUGCAUGAACGCUCCCUGGUCCAAAACUAGCCCUGAAUUGAAGACUCAGUACUGUUUAGCGGAAAUUGUACUAGAGAGAACUGAUCACGUCGCGAGGCGCCGUAGUAACGGGCUCGUGGAGCCUUAUCAAUCUGCUUUGGAUUUUAUACAGCACCGCCCUAAAUACACAAGACCUCUAAACGAAAUAACAUGGGGUAGUUGCGUACCCGCGUCGUGCACUUCAAAAUCCGUAGAACGACUGAUGUUAACGUUGCUAUCCAGAAGUCAUUUGGGUAUGGCCGGUAUGCGCCCACGCAUCAAUGUGUCUGAGCCCUGUCAAGGACCUGACCAGCCUAGACGUUACGACGCGGUGUUUUAUUCUUUUAUGGCUGUAAUGGUCUUACUAGUGUCAAUUACUAUAGUUUGUACCUAUUUGAACCACAAGAAUCGAUGUGCGAGUAACAACAGUGUCAAAUAUGACAUAAUAGAGUCAUUUUGUCUGAAAAUUAACGCAAGGGUAUUGCUGGAGAUGAAGAAAGAGGGUUCUGAAGUGCUAUACGGAAUCCGAUUCUUAAGCAUUGUGUUAAUUGUAAUGUGCCACAUAAUGGGGAUAUUCAACUCUGGGCCUGUUAGUGAUGGCAUGAGAAUGGACCAGGACUCUUUAUCAGUGCUUGGCAUGUUUGUUCUCCACGACGAUCUUUUUGUAGAUACAUUCUUCUUUUUGUCUGGUUUCCUUGCCGCCUCCGCAUUCAAGACAAUCAAAAAGUCAAUUUUUAAUCCCUUUGUAAUCAUUGUGAAGAGAUACAUAAGAUUAUCAGUAGCCUUUGCGGUGGUAAUAUUCUGCUACUGCGCGAUCUUCCCAUACCUCGGCAGCGGCCCGCUUUGGAACCGAGUUGUGGCAGGCGAGACCGAUCCCUGCAGGAAAAAUUGGUGGCUCAAUUUGCUCAUGUUAAGCAACUACGUUGACAGUGAGAACAUAUGCAUAGUCAUCUCCUGGUAUAUUCCCUGUGACUUCCAUUACACUUUAGUGGCCAGUCUGGUAUAUUGGAUCUAUAAUCAUCAUCGAAGACUCGGCAUCAGCUGUGCUGUGAUACUCGCCACUGCGUCUAUUCUUACACCAGGGAUUAUUAACUAUAUCAGCCAUUUGCCUGCUGUGCAGCUUUUCGUUUACGAAUUCGUCAGAGACCCUCGAGCGAAUAAACAGUUCCAUGUAACCUAUAUUAAGAGUCACACUCGCUUUGCUCCUUAUAUCAUCGGCUUUUUUGCCGGUUACUUCUACGCUGCGUGUAGAUUGACCGGAAAUCUCAAAAGGCUUUCAAAGACAUGGUCAAUAAUCGGCGCGAGCGCAGGUUUUGCGAUAAUGCUAACAAUAAUGCUAUUAGGACCGACAUAUCUCUGGAGGUCGUACCACCCACUUGAGGGCGCUUUAUACGCUGCUCUGAAUCGCGCAAUUUGGGCUGGCGGAUUGGCAUUACUUAUUUUGUGCUGCAUGUUAGGACAUGUUCCGCUAGUACAAGGAUUCCUAAGCUGGUAUCCAUGGGUUCCAUUGAGCAGGCUGACAUACGGCUUGUAUUUGACACAUUGCAUCUUCAUAUCACGUAACGUGUUCGUUACUCGAGGAUCGCGGUAUAAUGACUACUUGCAGUUGUUCACCGAAGGGAUAGGUGUAUUAAUGUUGAGCUGUCUUUCUGCUUUUAUUAUCUGGCUAUUGGCUGAGGCCCCUGUCAACAAUCUGUGUACAGUAUUUUUGAAGUCUAGAACAAAGCUAUCAAGCAUAGAAGAUACUAAUCCCGAAAAUAAGAACACAUCAACUAUAACAAUAGCAUCCAACACAACGCAAGGACAUCUAGAAGCUAACCUGCCGUCAACUGUGCAAUGUUCUUCUAAAAUUUAGACUAAGAAAACUAAACAAUUUUAAAUGUACAAAUUGGAAUUACGACGUACCUUAAAAAAAGUUAGUAAUUCUGUUUAUAUAAAAGAAAACAAUGUUUUAUUUUUAUGGAAGCAUUUCGUCCUUGUAGCUCUAGUAUGUGGACAUUGCAGGCAUCGUGUUUACUGGAUCUGUCCAAGCAUCAGCAAGAAACUGUAUCGGUAUCUUUGUGCAAAGAAUAAAAAGUAAAAAAUACCAGAAUCCCUAACACCGGCUACUUAUUCGCACUCUGCAGAUUUUAAUUUCUAAGUCUCUAGAGUUCCAAUACCCUUUCUUACUAAAAAAAUAAUGGAUCGACUGAAGAUCCAAAGUUUGUCUACCUUUCUCAACGUAUUAGCAUAACCAUUUAAAAAGGGAAAGCUGCCAGCAUACGCGAAGGUCCUUCUCAUAUACAGCCCUUCUCAUAUACAGCCCUUCUCAUAAUCGCCUGGAUACGAUUAUUCCGGAAAUAUAAGAGAUAUCAAAAACCUUUAUAUUGAUAUCGAAAGUACGUUACCUAAUGAGUGAAAUGACAUUAAUAACUUUUUUAAAUAAAACUAGGAAUAUCCAAAUUUUAACGUUAAAAUGACAAUCGUAAAUAGGCUUUAGUUGACCUAUUUGAAGAGGUAACAAUAAGUUUACACAUAACAAAACAGCUAUAAAUAAAGUAGUAAGGCUACCUUUUCAUUGUAUAAAACAAAAUGAUGAUUAUUUUUAAGGAAGUACAAAAUAAUGUUGUAUAGUUCGAAAUUAAAUAAAAGAUUCCAACACAUGAACCCUCUACGUGCACUACAUUAACUAUAACUUAAUUAACUAUUAAUUUCGUAUACUAUGUCAUAAAUUACUUGCAAUUUUCAAAUAUAUUAAAGGUAAUAUAAAAAUUUAAAUCCUCAAAUUAAUUAAAAUUAAUAAGUAGAUAACCGAAAACCUAUGUCACAACCUAAAAGUAUUUUUAAAGUGAAUUAUUAUUGUUUAUUUUUUAUGUAAUUAUGCUUUAUCACGCAUGUUAUAUUUGCCUAACAUUACAAUUUCAGAGAGUUGUUACACUUUUGGUGAUGAACCAUUACAAUAAUGUAGAGCUCGAGCACUUAGAUAACGGUAUUUAGGAAGCAUUUAAAACACGAACGUAGCCUUGCUCAUUAAACUGCGUUUGUAAAAUAAAUAUUGUUAAUUAUCAAAUAGCGAUUUAUACUUAAAAUAUACGUAUAAAGGGAGCUAGAUUUACUUUUAUUUUUGUAUUUGCAAUUUUAUAAACGCUUAAUUGAAUAGAGCGCCAUCUAACUGCCACGCAUUGUAUUUCUACGGUAUUGGUAUUACGACACUCAUCUCCACUAAGUAUUAUGUAAUCGUUGUAGUACUAAAACAUUCGCAUAGAUGUCACUCAGAUCAGAUGCAAAAUUAAGAAAAUUAAAUAUUGUAACUUCAAAUUUCGUCUUUACUUGUCUUACUAUUUCAGUCGUAUUAUUUUC